Molecule: messenger RNA, 1398 nt
Organism: Eupeodes corollae
Lineage: Eukaryota; Metazoa; Arthropoda; Insecta; Diptera; Syrphidae
Exons: 4
Coding region: 1-1158 (385 amino acids)
Source: RefSeq, a predicted model, not a curated record
AUGGCGGAAGAAGAACAAGUCGACGUAAUACCAUGCUGCCAGAGUGACAAAACACUUUCCAUGGUAUCACAAUGGCUUUCAUCGGAUACAAUGCAUGCCAGCUCUUCAACGUCUUCUCAAAAUGUCUUCGAAUUUCGAGGAAAACCAAAUACAAAUAUCGAUUUUAAUAUUAAAGAAAUAUUGCAAAAAACUGUUGCUGGAGACGAUAUGAUUAAAGCAUACCAACAAACGCCAAACCUAUCUAGCACUGAUCAAACCAUCAUAUCUAGAUGCAUUGUCGACCAUUUUCAUCACAAUGGUCUAAAAAUGUGUCCAAAAACCAUGAAAAGUGUAGCUAAGGAAAUAGUAAAAUUAUUUCCAAAUGAAGACGAACGUACGUAUUACGUUCCGCGGGAAAAUGAAAAGCAGCCAUCGGGAAAAAUUUUUGACAGGUACUUUAACGUCGGAUACAAUCGGAAGAGAAAAGCUGACUUGUCAUACUAUAUUUCCGAAGAAAAUGACAACAUGGAAGUCGAAGAGUUUUUAAAGAAAAAAGAAUUUCUGUUAUAUAAUUCUCCUGAAAACGCAAAAUCUUUGUGGGAAGAAACAUCUAAAAUGAGAAUGAAGGAAGAAAAAUAUCCAAUUUCUUCAUUUUUAACUGCAUGGCCACGGUAUAAGGACACAAAUGCCGAACAGCUAAUUAAUGUUGACUUCAACACAUUACACCCGGGAAAAUCUAAUAAACUCUUCGAAAAGUUCUGCGAGUUAGAAAAAAGGGCAAACAAGGUUUUUUUCCCAUCAUCAAUCAAGGAAAAACUCUUUCUUGAAAUGUAUAAGAAAAUGGUUUCGCCCGAGCUUUGUGCCGAUUCGAAAAACUUUUUCUUUUUUAAUUUGUUGCACACCAUCUUAAUUCCGCCAAGGAUUAGCAAAACUUGCAAACCAUCAAUUUCUGAUGCACAAAAAGAUAUGUUUGUUCACUUGGUAAGCUUAAAUAAUUUUAAACAUAAGGAGGAUGAGCUGCAAUUCCAAGCUAUUUCGGAAAAACUUAAGUUGCAGCCAAAAAUUUUUGUCAUUGGGGAGUCUUUGGAAAGCUUGAAAGAAUUUUAUGUUUAUUUGGAAGGCAUACGCUAUAAAGUUUCAACGCUGCUCGAUGCUAUAGAUUUAGUUGUUAAGAUUUGAUUCCUUUUUAAUUUAGAUUAUACUCAAAAAAGCAAAUAUGUGUGGUUCUUUUUGCAAGAAUAUAUAUACGAAAUUGUCCCUGACGAAAAAAUUUCAAAAAUAAAAAACAUUAUUUCAAAAUUAGAAAAUGUCAACAUUGAAUAAAGAUAAUUAUAAAAACACACAUAUUUGCUUUAUCUGUAAGAAAACUUUUCAAAACUCAAAUAAAUUUCUCAUUCAUUUAAAAGAUGAUCAUAGGAC